This is a messenger RNA of Gasterosteus aculeatus aculeatus (three-spined stickleback), 4830 nucleotides long. RefSeq names its product methylphosphate capping enzyme a (gene mepcea). Gene Ontology annotation, biological process: snRNA modification. The record is from RefSeq and is a predicted model, not a curated record. Lineage: Eukaryota; Metazoa; Chordata; Actinopteri; Perciformes; Gasterosteidae. Gene Ontology annotation, molecular function: O-methyltransferase activity; snRNA binding; RNA methyltransferase activity.
CCCAGCCACAGAUCUCCGCCCCAGUCCGUCCCGCGCCACAGCGAGGAGCCCGGAUGCGCCGCCAUGCCGACUCUAUCCCCGAAUGGAACAAUUUAUUCACCGACCUGCCCGAGACUGGGCGACUAGGAGUUGACCCCCCAGGACCUCCUCGAGACAGUUUUUCCCCCGCCUUGCGAGACCGAACGUUGGGGCGGGGGCCUUCUGCCGCGGACGGGCGGUAGCGCGGGUCACGCGCGCCGCCGUGUAAAGUUGCGCGUUCGCGUGUCGUGCCACCGUUGCGUUGAUGUGGACGCUCGAGCGCUAGCUACGCUAAAGCUAGCGUUAGCUCGAGUCGAGAGGGAGAGAGAGAGAGAGAGAGCGCGCGAGAGCGAGGGAGGGAGUCCUAUCGGAGGCGGGGAGAACUGUGAGAUCCAGAAAAACCAAAUCCAUUCCAUGUCUGCGUCAGCCCUGACAACCACAAGAGAUGUCUGUUGAUGAGGAUACUGUAAAAACCGGCAGUCCACACGCCAGCUCCACUUCAUCCCUGCAACUCUCGGAAUGCACCGGAGGUUACAGCAACAUGUCCGCGAUGGUGGAGGGCACCGCCGCCACCCCCGACCUGGCGGCUGCUUGUCCAGUCUCGGGCACCGAAGCCUCGCCAAAACACACCGGCACGACUGACGCGCUCGCCAACUCGGACGACACGGGACAGGGAGCCAGGGGGAACGAGAAUAACAUCAAUCCCAGGAACAGCUUCAAUCAUUCCAAGCCGCCACAACAACAAACGAAGCUCGCCAAGCGCCGCUACACGGCAAACUCUAGCUUCAAGCAUCCGACGUCCGGCAAGAGGAGGCGAAGGGCAAACUCCGAGAGCGACUCCGUUCUGCCUACCAACUUCCUCCUGGGCGGGAACAUAUUUGACCCGCUGAAUCUCAACAGCCUGCUGGACGAGGAUGUCAAUCGGGCGCUCAACGCGGAGACGCCCAAAUCGUCCCCGCUGCCGGCGAAGAGUCGAGACCCCGUGGAGAUCCUCAUCCCCAGAGACAUCACCGAUCCACUGAACCUUAACAGCGGGUUAGCGGACGGUAGCUGCAUGGUGUCCCCCUUCAAGAGCGGCGGUAGGAAGAGACACCGCAACAGACACCACGGCGGCGGAGGUGGUGGUGGAGGAGGAGGAGGUGGUGCUGGUGGGAUUUCAGCUGCACAGGUAAGCCUCUCAGAAUCAGGAAAAAGUGAGGUUAAAACUAGCACCUCCCUCCCGCUUCCAGGGGUUUUAGCCUCAUGCUCUGCACUAGAUGUCUCCAAAGAGUCCAGCGGUUUUUCCAGUGUCACAGAGGAUUCCCGCGAGCCAUCAGCUGUCAACUCAGCCAGCUGCAAGGAGGAGAUGACGACAUCUGCAUCCAUAGAGGAUUCCACCUCCUCCACAUCAGGGGCAACAAACCAGCAUACAAGCAGGCGCAAGCGGAGGCGCAACUCCGGUAAAAUGGACACCCCCGUGACCCAUUCUACGCCCAUUGGGAAGCCCGGAUGCGGCGACAGGGCUUUCGCUACGUCGGGGCCGAGGAAUUCCCAGUCCUUCCACACACCCAGAAGUGGUUCCAAAACCGUGCCGGGAGGUCGCCAGCAGCCCCGCAACCAGGCGAAGGAGCAGCAGAAGACAAAAUUUCAGUAUGGGAACUACAACAAGUAUUACGGCUACCGCAACCCAGGCGCCAGCGAAGACGCGCGCGUGCGAGUGCUUCGUCCGGAGUGGUUUGAAGGUAAAGACGUUCUGGACCUGGGCUGCAACUCGGGCCACCUGACGCUCUAUAUUGCCAAAAUGCUAAGACCGGCCCGCAUAUUGGGGCUGGAUAUUGACAGUGGUCUGGUACACGCAGCUCGUAAGAACAUCCGACACUAUCUGUCCGAGCUGCAGACCCAAGAGGCCCGGCAUGCGCUGCAAGAGAAAAAGGGCAACAAGCAGGGGGAGAGCGGGACGGGCACAGGGGAGAGGCACAGCGACGCCAAGAGCAGCGAAGAAAACGGGAAACCAGCGAAAGGAGAAAGUGGCCCCGCGGAGGCUGGAAAGGACAACGGCUCCUGCCACGCGGACGAGGUGGGGACCCAGAGGCAGGUGGUCAAAACCGGGGAAACGGAGCAGGAAGAUUUAGAUUCACCCCCCGCUGAUCACUCUGCUAGCUGCUCUUUUCCGGUGUCCCUGCGGAUCUCCAGGGGUCCCAUCGCCGCACCGCCACUCACGGAAACAGCCACCACACGGCCCGGAGAGUUCCCCUCCAACGUGUCCUUCGUCAAGGCCAACUAUGUUCUGGAGAACGACAACCUGCUCGUGACUCAGCGGCCGGAGUACGACGUGAUCAUGUGCCUGAGCGUCACCAAAUGGGUUCACCUCAACUGGGGGGACUGCGGCCUCAAGCGGCUCUUCCAGAGGGUCUAUAGACAUCUCCGUCCCGGAGGCGUGUUCAUCCUCGAGCCCCAGCCCUGGGAGUCCUACGUCAGGAGAAAGAAGCUGACGGAUAAUAUUGGCAGGAAUUUUCACAGCAUCCGCCUGAAACCUGACCAGUUUGCAUCGUACCUUACGUCAGAGGUGGGCUUCACCAGUUACGAGUACCUUGGGGCCCCCAAGUGUUCGAUUAAAGGUUUUCAGAGGCCAAUGUACUUGUUUCACAAAUGACCGCUCCUGCCUUGAUGCAUCAUCGAAUGUGAGUAGCCUCAGCUACCAACGUACGUACGAGCUCGUAUGGCCGUGGCCUACAAGGAACCACCGGAGUCCUUCCCAGUAGCUCCAGCUUUUCAGACGCUGAUGAUGAAAUUAAUAAAGGAGAACGGGACCAAAAGUGGAAUUCAUUUUGUAAAGACGAGAUCUGCCUAUCAGAACCCUCCGGUGAUAACAACGCCUCAGACGGUACGCAGUGAACUACCGUUUGUGACUCCACAGAAGUGGAACCCGGAGCCAGACAUUAUAGCUCGGCCUGACUGGAAAAGGUGCUCCGCCGAUCAUUUCCCAGGACUGCCGACGAGGCUCCAUCUUGAUGCUCGGCCACGUGUUUGCAAAUCUCUGGCCGUAUGUCUUUUACAUGACUUUGUUUUCCCGUGCCACCGCAUCACCACGCGUUCUGAAUGUUAGGGCAGACAUUUUCCAUUUGUCCACCAUCCCCACUUCAUCUGGUGAUUGUCUUGGAUACUGUUUUAUACAUUUUGGUGAAUUUAAAGCAGUGAAACAAAUUCCAUUGGGCACAGAUUCAGCUUGCUUUUAGCUGAUGCAUUUGUCCCAGCGUCCAACCCUAAUUUAUAGUGAUUAUUUUGUUGUUUUGCAAAAUAGGUCUUAGAGCCUAUUCAACUUUAAGCUGAAGCAGAUAUGUGAGCAAGUCCACAUCUGGAAAAGGGCAAGAUGAAAAGCUCCUAAAUUGCUCAAAUUUAAGAUUCUAUGAAGUGAAAAGUGUCUCAUUGAAGAGAUGAAGGUUUUAUUAAAAACAGUCAAAACAACAAACAUCCGGUGAAAUAGUUGAUGCUUACCCAACUUUCUCUUUUUCCUUUAAGUAACAGCCUGUCCACUUAAAAGAGUCAUAAAAUAUAAAAUUCUGUCAUUAUUAAACAGUAUUCCGUUGUAGCAGGCCUGCUAUCUGAAACGGGGCCGCAGCUCAAUGUUUAAUCCUGAAAUCACAUUUAUACAUUUUGACUGUUUUUAAUGAAUCAAAUCACUUCACGUGUUCUUCAGACCCCCAUUGUUUAAUGACAUUAAAGCCAUAGCCCUACCUUUUUUAUAUAUCCUUUAUAAUGUUAACCAUAACUGAGCGCAUAAUUAAGAGUAAGUUAUAAGGCAGAGGCCUGUCAUCAAAGCGCUGCAUAAUAAAUCCAAUUUAUUAAUCCCUUUCUAACUUCUUUCCGGCGCACAGAAAAUUAGUUUCUUACAGUGAUGAAAUAUUGCCACAACCUUUUUACCAAAUUCUAUUAUUAAAAUGCCGUUGCGCUGCCAAACUAUUUUCGGGGGUCUUCUGCUCUUGAACUAGUCUGAGCGAGUGGGCCGCUGUGGUCGUGGUCCUGCUGGUCUGCACUGAGCUCCUCUCAUCUCCUCCUCUCCUCCCCAGCGGCCGGGAGCGCCUGGUUCCAUCGCAUCAUUUGGCAAACGAGAGCAGGAGGCGAUGGGGAAAGAUGGAUGAUGUGUUUCUAUUUUAGUAGGGGAUCGUUGUAAAUAUGUUUGCAAAGAUUUGUUUUAGUGUUGUCGAUAUUUAGUUCAUAACUGCUUUUGUUCAUUUCCAGUGGAUUCUUUUUUCUUUUUUUUUUAUGUUGCCAAUUUGUGAGUCUGGAGUUUUUGUCUCAAACCGGACCGCUAAUCCAGCUGUGUAACGACAAACGAUAAUGUACAUUGCAACGGUUCUGAUAUGUUUGCUUUGUUCUGUCCUGGCAGGCACAUGGAUUCUUAGAUUGGCUCUUUAUUUUUUUAUAAACUGUUUGAAAGGAGUGUUGUCGUCAAUGCACUCUUAUUUCUCCUUGAAAUGAUACUGAGAUUUGAGAAUUCUUCAGAGUGGAAAACCGUUUUUCCAUCAAACUUGUGGAACACUAAUGAAAUGAUGAAAUGUGACACUUUGGAUUCGGGGAGAAUUGGCUCAUCGACGCGCGGCACCAAACCCAGUGUGUUUUUUGUUGUUAUUGAGCCGAGACGAUCAGGCUUUUUUUAGCUCCGCGCUGUAAUCGUGAGGGCAGUUUGCAUAAAUUACAAAAAUGUUCCUUUAUUGAGUAUAAUUCGCAUUUAAUAACGCAAGAAAGGUUGUACUAGAGAUACAAAAACCUGUUCCAACAUCAUUUCAUGUGCGAAAGAUUAAAACUCAAUUUAUUCAGUAUCGUACAACAACA